ACUAAUUAUGUUUCUUGGUGAAAACUAUAAAUAUUGUGUUGCUGAAUUGAAUUGAAUUACCCACAACACAAGAGUCAAAUGUUUGUGCUCACAACAAAAUCACAUACUUUAACCAAAAUGAUGCUAAUGUCAUGCAAAUUUUCUUCUUCACUCUCACCCUCUCACACUUUUCCCUCCUUUUCUGUUUCAGCCACUUCUGGCACGUGCAAACUCACGUGGGAUCAUGUUUUACACAUUUCUGAAUCUAAACAUGUCACACAACAAGACCCUUCUUCUUAUCUUCAAGGUUACUUCCACAAAGUUCAACUUUGUAACCGUGGUUCUGACAAACAAUCUGAAUUCCUUCCAUUUGUCAUUGAGGGUCACGUUGUUGGAUUCAUUCACAAUAGGUUUGUUGAACAUUUGAGACGUUUUAACAAUGUGUUCGUUUUUACAAAUGAUGGAGGUCCCGUUGGUGACUGUGUUUCAUUGCAUCCAUUACUGAAGACAGCCGAGGAAAGAACGAGCGCGGUUGCUUAUGUAAUAGAGCAUUUGGGAGAGAAGUAUAUUCCACAUAUACGGAAUGAGCUAUACCCUGUGAAAUCAUCUUUUGACAAACCCACAUUCUUUUCACUGGAACGUGCUGCUGCUCCUUAUUUUGGCAUUAAGGCUUAUGCGAUACACAUGAGCGGCUAUGUUGAGCUAGAUGGGGAGAAGCACUUAUGGAUAGCGAAGAGAAGUCACUCGAAAUCCACAUAUCCUGGAUUGCUUGAUCAUCUAGUUGCAGGAGGACUGGUUUCCGAUGGAAUUGAUUGUCGGGAAAAUGUUGUAAAGGAAUGUGAAGAGGAAGCAGGAAUUCCCAGGUCCAUCUCUAUUAAAGCUAAACCUGUUGGUGCUAUCUCAUAUAUGGACAUCGACGGAUAUAGAUACCAGCGAUAUGUUGUAUUCAGCUAUGAUUUGAUACUUCCUGAAAGUUUUGAACCAAAAAAUGAAGAUGGAGAAGUUGAUAGCUUCAAGUUAAUCCCUGUCAAGCAAGUCGCAGAAGUCAUACGCAAGACACAAUUUUUCAAACCAAAUUGCGCUAUCGGGAUCAUUGACUUCCUGUUUCGACACGGAUACAUAAGUCCUGAAAAUCAUGGAUAUUUGGAUCUCCUGAGAAGCUUAAUAAAAGGAGAUUGCUCCUAAUACAUAAACUGCGCGAAAAUGAAACUGCAGCAAAUCCGAAUCCAUAACUAUUCACUGAACCAAGCAUUUGAGUAUCUUGGUUAUUGUUAUUCUUUCUCUAUAUGUAUAUAUGCAUGCAGUUGGAUUGUAUUUAUUCUUUUCAUUAUCUUUAACUAUUGGAAAGGUA
Trifolium pratense (red clover) is the source of this 1330-nucleotide messenger RNA. RefSeq names its product nudix hydrolase 20, chloroplastic-like. Gene Ontology annotation, molecular function: 8-oxo-dGDP phosphatase activity. The record is from RefSeq and is a predicted model, not a curated record. NCBI's taxonomy places the organism in Eukaryota, Viridiplantae, Streptophyta, Magnoliopsida, Fabales, Fabaceae. Bases 79 to 1164 code for a protein of 361 amino acids. The transcript is spliced from 9 exons.